Messenger RNA from Aspergillus puulaauensis, 933 nucleotides. RefSeq names its product putative mitochondrial folate carrier protein Flx1. The record is from RefSeq and is a predicted model, not a curated record. The transcript is spliced from 3 exons. Gene Ontology annotation, cellular component: mitochondrion. Gene Ontology annotation, biological process: nucleotide transport; folate import into mitochondrion. Bases 1 to 933 code for a protein of 310 amino acids. Lineage: Eukaryota; Fungi; Ascomycota; Eurotiomycetes; Eurotiales; Aspergillaceae. Gene Ontology annotation, molecular function: folic acid transmembrane transporter activity; FAD transmembrane transporter activity.
AUGACUAGGAAGGAUGACUUGUCGCCAUCCGCGGUGGAAGCCAUAGCUGGAUUCACGGCAGGCAUAGCAACAACCCUCUGUCUGCACCCGCUAGAUUUGAUCAAGACGCGAUUGCAAGUCGACCGGACCCCAUCUUCUCGAGUGGGUGGCUCACUACGAGUCAUUCGCGAAAUUUUUCAUAAUGAAGGCGGACUCGCCGCAUUCUACCGCGGGUUGAUGCCCAAUAUCAUCGGGAAUUCCUCCAGUUGGGCGCUCUACUUCCUAUUUUAUGGGAAUAUCAAGGAUACAAUAAGGGGUUGGCGAUUGCGCAGGAGGCAGCAUGGCGGGCAGCAGCAACAGCAGCGAGAGCUGCUCACUUCAUCCGAUUAUUUCAUCGCCUCGGGUUCUGCAGGGAUUUUAACCUCCGUCCUGACCAACCCCAUUUGGGUUAUCAAAACCCGCAUGCUAGCCACAGGCUCCAAUUCACCUGGUGCAUAUACCUCCUUCACGACAGGCGCAAUACAGAUACUCCGCUCUGAAGGAAUUCCAGGCUUCUAUCGCGGGCUUAUUCCAUCGCUUUUCGGCGUUAGCCAUGGCGCGUUGCAGUUCAUGGCUUAUGAGAAGCUAAAACUGUAUCGCACAGGCGUCCACCCUGCGACUGAGAGUAGACGGCAACUCAACAAUCUGGAUUUCUUCUCUAUCUCCAGUGUUUCGAAAAUAUUUGCAGGGUCAAUUACGUACCCAUACCAGGUGCUUCGGUCGCGACUACAGAUGUAUAAUGCCCACCUUGCGUAUCGAGGUCUCCGGGAUGCCAUCGUACAGAUAUGGGCCGCGGAGGGUUUUGCCGGGUUUUAUAAGGGCCUUGGACCAAACUUGUUUCGUGUGUUGCCGAGCACCUGGGUUACUUUUUUGGUAUACGAGAAUACUAGGGCAUAUUUGCAGAAAGCAAUAUAG